UAAAUGUCAGCCGGCUGGGACGGCCGAGUUCAUUUACCUCCCCAUUAGUCAAAGUAAAGCCUUCUAAAACAGGCAGCGUCUGAGCGCUGUGAAGCAAGCAUGAACAGUGGGCUCAGUGUGUUUGUCCUGUUUUCCCUCCUUGGUGGCUCGCUGAGUGUGGAAAUGACUGGCUUAUAUGGCAGCUUUGCCUCCCCUGAAUUCCCCCAGCCGUACCCUGACAACCAGUACACGGUGUGGAACAUAAGCGCCCCGCAGGGCCACCGGAUCAAGCUCUACUUCACCCACUUCAGCUUGGAGCCGUCCAAUCGGUGCGAAUACGACCACGUCCAGGUUUUGGUGGAAGGGAAUGAAACCCUGCGCUUCUGCGGCGAGGAGGAAAAGAACCACGGAAGCACCCCCAGGAACACCGCCAUCAUGUCAGCCGGGAACGUCAUGUCAGUGGUCUUUAGGAGUGACUACUCUAACGAAGGCCGAUUCACCGGCUUCCAAGCGUUUUACACAUCAGAAGAUAUCAACGAGUGCCUAUCCAAGGUCGAUGGCGAGCGAGUCUGUGACCAUUUCUGCCACAAUUACAUCGGCGGCUAUUACUGCACGUGUAAGCAGGGACACCUUCUCCAUGACAACAAGAGAUCCUGCACAGUACCCUGCAAACGGCAGGUGUUGACGUCAGCAUCUGGAGUUUUGACCAGUCCUAAUUACCCGAACCCCUACCCGCCCAUGAGCCGGUGCGACCACUCCAUCAGUCUGCCAGAGGGCUCCAGGAUCCUCCUGGACUUCUUGGAACCUUUUGAUAUAGAGGGACACCCUGACGUCCCCUGUCCGUACGACAUGUUAAAGAUUUCAACAACUGGACAAGAGUACGGACCGUUCUGUGGCUCAACGCCACCGGACUCCAUCGAUACAGGAAGUUACCAAGUGCAUGUGGCGUUCAGGUCUGACUCUAGUGGGAAAAACAAGGGUUGGAAGAUAAAAUACACCAGCACCAAAGCUGAAUCUCUUACAUAACAUUGAAACUGAAGGUUUAUUGCCCAGAAAAAAUGUUUUGUUCUCCAAGGUUUUAUUGUUUUAAUUAUGUUUGGGAUCUGAAAAUAUUAAGUGUGUCAUGAAUUUGUAUUUCAAUCCUGAUUAAUCAGAUAGUCUUGGGGAAAAAAAUGAAAUCAAAAGAGACUUUAUGAAUAAAGUCUC
Fundulus heteroclitus (mummichog) is the source of this 1185-nucleotide messenger RNA. RefSeq names its product mannan-binding lectin serine peptidase 2 (gene masp2). The record is from RefSeq and is a predicted model, not a curated record. The transcript has 6 exons. NCBI's taxonomy places the organism in Eukaryota, Metazoa, Chordata, Actinopteri, Cyprinodontiformes, Fundulidae. Gene Ontology annotation, molecular function: serine-type endopeptidase activity; calcium ion binding. Bases 100 to 1005 code for a protein of 301 amino acids.